CCAGUUGAACAAUAAAGAGGAACGGAUCUGGGCUUUUGGAGUAAUUAUUUUAUAUGUUGCCAUUAAGCACGGUGCGUUAGCAUUUUCUUUCCCGGGAGAGAAGCAAAAAAGAUUAAAGCAGAAUGAUAACGGCGUCGUUUAGCGUGUCGAACAAAGCGGCGGCGGCAGCAGCAGCAGCUAAGACGGUUUUGAUAACCGGAGUGAGCAGAGGGCUGGGUAGAUCCCUAGCUCUUGAGCUUUCCAAGAGAGGCCACACCGUUAUCGGGUGCUCCCGCUCCCAGGAUAAACUCAACUCCCUCCAAUCGGAGCUCUCCUCCCCCGACCGUCACCUCCUCCUCAAUGUCGAUGUGAGUUCAAAUAGCAGCGUUGAGGAGCUGGCCCGAGUAGUAAUGGAAAAGAAGGUUGUUCCAGACAUAAUAGUAAAUAAUGCAGGUACAAUCAAUAAAAACAACAGAAUUUGGGAGGUUCCUGUGGAAGAGUUUGAUGCCGUUAUUGAUACAAAUGUGAAAGGGAUUGCAAAUGUGCUGCGCCACUUUAUCCCUUUGAUGAUUCCAAAGAGUCGAGGGAUUAUUGUUAAUAUGUCUUCUGGAUGGGGAAGAUCUGGUGCUGCCCUGGUUGCACCGUACUGUGCAUCAAAGUGGGCUGUUGAGGGUUUAAGCAGAGCAGUGGCAAAGGAGAUGCCAGAUGGGUUUGCUGUUGUAGCACUUAGUCCAGGUGUGAUAAAUACUGAAAUGCUUCAAUCUUGCUUUGGAAAUUCAGCCUCAGUAUAUCAGACACCUGAAGCAUGGUCUUUGAAGGCAGCUACAAUGAUACUCAAUCUCACUGCAGCAGACAAUGGGGCUUCCCUCACUAUCUGAAGAAAGAACACAACUGACUUUUUAGAUUCAAUUCAUCUCAUGGAUAUGACUAUCUGUCCUGGAACAAUCAAGUCUGGAAUUUCCUUGGGAUGCCUGUAAAGAAAUCUCUACACAAAUUUUCCAUUAGUUAAACAUUAGUUUCAGUCAUACAUUUGAAGGUGAUAAAUUUUGUUAACUAACAAAUUCUAAGAGGUCUGUAUUAUGGCCGGAAAAUGUUCGAGUUCACUUGCAGCGGCACUCUUAUUUGAAAAUCAAUAUGCAUCCAACUUUUUGAACUUGAAGUCGGUUACUCCAGGAUAUACUUGAUAAUUGUAUAUGAUUGAAUAUUAUGACAUCUACUAAAUCCUCUUUGUUUAUUUA
Molecule: messenger RNA, 1217 nt
Organism: Durio zibethinus
Lineage: Eukaryota; Viridiplantae; Streptophyta; Magnoliopsida; Malvales; Malvaceae
Product: NADPH-dependent pterin aldehyde reductase
Biological process (GO): folic acid-containing compound metabolic process
Cellular component (GO): cytosol
Molecular function (GO): oxidoreductase activity, acting on the CH-OH group of donors, NAD or NADP as acceptor
Source: RefSeq, a predicted model, not a curated record